GUUUUUUUAGACUAAUCUUGGGAUAUAAUUUUUACCAAUAGAAAUGUAUAUAUGAGACUAACUCAAAAGACUUGUCUAUUUUCUUUGUUCUGUGGUUUAGUUUUCCCUUCCUUCUUUCUUUCUUUUCUUCCUUCCUUCCUUCCUUGUUCUCUUCCUUCCCUCUUCAUUUCAUUCUUCCCCCUUUAUCUCUCUCUCUCCCGCUCUUUUUUUACUUUCUUUCUAUUCUUGCUUUCUUACAUUAAAAAGUAAUUUCAGACACAUUUACAAAUCAACUUGUAUUGUUUUAGAUGGCAUUUGGUGGCACAGUUCUAAACAGAUUUUUCCUUCAGAUUUUAUCUUCCCCAAAUAGAUUUCCUGCUCACUUUGUGUUUGUUUGUUUGAACUAUGUCUCUUGGUAUUGUGACAGCUCAGGACAACUUUCCAUAUACUGCCAUUCAGUUCCCACAAUAGUUAACUCCCAGGCUGUCAGACAGAUGACUUGCCAACUUCUGAGUGAUGCCAUCUGAAGCACAGUUUCAGAUGCGAGGCUCUUUCCUUGGUGUGGCAGUCAUUUUGAGCAAUGGGACAACUGCAUGCUUAUUUUUGAGGGAGUCAUGGUCAGAGUGAUUAUUUGCUCUCCCUCUUACCAAAGACAAAUGGUUGGAAAAGGUGACCUUCAGCUUCUUCAAGGAAGUUCUUCAGCAGCGUCAGGGAAAUCUGAACAGACCAUGGAUCUAUCUGGAAGGAGAAGAUUCUUUCCAUUCUCAUCUCUGAAUGCUUUCAUGUGGGAAUGACUGUAAAGGAAGAGCUGUGCUAUCCAAACUUGAGCUUUCCCCAUGGAUGAGUCAAACAUAACGUUUCAUCCCAGUGAAGGCACAGAGAACAUCUCAAUGCACAGAAACAUUUCUACACAGGAAAGAGUCUGGGAGAUAUUGACCCCACUUUGGGUAAUUAUGAUCAUCUCCUUCCUGGGUUUUUGUGAAAAUGGAAUUGUCCUCUGGUGCCUCUGCUUCCAGAUCAAAAGAAAUCCAUUCACUGCGUAUAUCACACACCUGUCCAUUGCUGACAUCUCCUUACUGUUUUGUAUAUUUAUUCUGUCAAUUGAGUACAUUGCUGGCUUUGGAUUCGCGUAUGGCUUUUACUACUAUAUAACCACCACACUGUCUAUUGUCUUUCUUCUCGGAUAUAAUACUGGUCUCUAUCUCCUGACAGCCAUCAGUAUUGAGAGGUGUCUGUCUAUUGUUUACCCCAUCUGGUACCGCUGCCACCGGUCACAGCACCAAUCAGCAAUUGUGUGCGCAAUUCUGUGGACUCUGUCUUUUCUGAUGACAAUAGCCGAAUACUUAACAUGCAAAGAUGAUUCAACAAAGGAACAAUUUGAUGAUGCCAACCAUUGCCAAGCAAUGCUCAUCUUCAUAUGGAUCCUGACUUUCCUGAUCUUCAUUCCUCUAAUGAUUCUGUCCAGCCUGAUCUUGGUCAUCAGAAUUCAUCGUAACUCCCUGAGACCUCAUUCAUCAAAGCUCUACAUCAUCAUUGUGGCCACCGUCGUCGUCUUCCUCAUCUUUGCCAUGCCCAUGAGGCUGUUGUAUCUUCUGAACUAUCACCAUUGGUCGUCUUUGCUCAGCCAGCAGAACCAUGUCACCAUUGUUCUCUCCACUGUCAACAGCAGCAUCAACCCUCUUGUUUACUUCUUUGUAGGAAGCAGCAAGAAGAAGAGGUUCAAGGAGAGUCUCAAAGUGGUUCUUAGCAGAGCACUUGCUGAUGGAUUGCGGCCAAGAAGUCAAGAAGUUGGCAUGAGUUUGGAUAUAGCAGAAACAAUUUUCUAAGGCUUAGAGGGGAAAAUUCAGGGGCAAAUGAUUGGACUUGUAAGAUUUAAUAAACUAUUGCAAAACUAAA
Molecule: messenger RNA, 1875 nt
Organism: Numida meleagris (helmeted guineafowl)
Lineage: Eukaryota; Metazoa; Chordata; Aves; Galliformes; Numididae
Gene: MAS1
Product: MAS1 proto-oncogene, G protein-coupled receptor
Exons: 2
Coding region: 816-1805 (329 amino acids)
Biological process (GO): G protein-coupled receptor signaling pathway
Cellular component (GO): membrane
Molecular function (GO): G protein-coupled receptor activity
Source: RefSeq, a predicted model, not a curated record